Molecule: messenger RNA, 2544 nt
Organism: Bombyx mandarina (wild silkworm)
Lineage: Eukaryota; Metazoa; Arthropoda; Insecta; Lepidoptera; Bombycidae
Product: sodium-independent sulfate anion transporter
Biological process (GO): transmembrane transport
Cellular component (GO): membrane
Source: RefSeq, a predicted model, not a curated record
UGUCGUUUUUAAAUCAACAUGAUUUCAUUUUAAAACACUUAUAUUUUAAUGUAAUUUAAACUAUGCUAUGUUUUCGUGAAUGCUUAUAUUACAUUUGUCAUUAAAAUCUUCGAGCAUCAAGAAUGUUGAAACUGAGCAAUCCCAUGAGAUUAGUCGAGAGCGUGCUCCCGAUACUGCGGUGGUCGAAGAGUUACGAUCUGAGGACAGCGAUCGGGGAUCUAAUAGCCGGGAUCACGGUGGCUCUUACCUUGAUACCGCAGUCGAUAGCUUACGCUUCAUUGGCUGGAUUCGAACCGCAGUAUGGCCUGUACGCGUCUUUCGUGGGUGGAUUCGUUUAUGCUAUCAUGGGCACAUGCCCUCAGAUCAACAUUGGACCGACGGCGUUACUGUCACUUCUCACCUUCACUUACACAAGCGGCACUAAUGCCGACUUCGCCGUGCUACUGUGUUUCAUUGCCGGAAUAGUUCAGCUAUUCGCUGGAUUCGCACAGCUGGGGUUUUUAGUGGAGUUCGUCUCGCUACCGGUAGUGUCGGGUUUCACGUCGGCGGCUGCCAUCACUAUAGCUUCAUCCCAAAUUAAAGGCCUGUUAGGAUUGAAGUUCAGCGCAGAGACCUUCAUAUCGACUUGGAAGGAACUGUUUGUUCAUAUCGGAGAAACAAGGAUGCAGGACACAUUGCUCAGCUUAUUCUGCUGCAUUGUGCUGAUGGGAAUGAAGGCAUUAAAAGAUAUCGAAAUCAAAAGUGUAAUAAACGACAAGAACCGAAAAGGUAUGCUGAUACUGCAAAGGUUUUUGUGGUUCGUUGGAGUCUCACGGAACGCCGUGGUCGUGGUGCUAGCUGCAGUACUGGCGUACACAGUACAUGAAGAUAAAAGGGACCCGCUCAUAUUGACGGGUAGCAUUACUCCAGGCCUUCCAAUUCCUCAAGCACCUGCCUUCCACACAACGGUGGGUAAUACUACAUAUACUGCGGUGGAAAUGUUCACGCAUUUGGGCUCUGGUCUCUUGGUGGUUCCAUUAGUUGGAAUCAUCUCGAAUGUGGCCAUCGCCAAAGCUUUCUCGAACGGCAGAACGUUGGACGCGACUCAGGAGAUAGUGGCUCUGGGCGCUUGCAACUUGUUCGGGGCAUUCUUUCGUUCGUUUCCCGUGAACGGUUCGUUCACACGGAGCGCUGUCAGUGAAGCUUCUGGGGUCAAGACGCCGGCCGCUGGCUUCUAUACUGGUGUAAUCGUAUUACUGACGUUGGCCCUCCUGACUCCGUACUUCUUCUUCAUUCCGCGCGCCGCGCUCUCCGCCGUGAUAGUUUGCGCCGUCCUGCACAUGGUCGACACGGACAUACUGAAGAAACUCUGGAACACCAGCCGAUUAGACCUGAUACCGCUGUUGGGUUCCUUCGUAUGCUGUCUAGCAUUGGGUAUCGAAGUGGGAUUGAUAUGUGGAGUUGUAGUAGACAUGCUACUGCUGCUUUACUACCAUUCCAGACCCCCACUCGAUAUAGUUUACGUUAAUGACGGAGUUUUGCCAGCGCAUUUUGCGAUCCAUCCGUGCGGCGGUUUGUAUUUCGCUGGAGCAGAACAAGUCAGAUCAAAACUGAUAUCUCUGAGAAAACCUAAAAACAACAGCAUCCCGGCUACAGCACUAGAAACAUUAACAAUAAUACCUGAUUCGGAUAAUAAUGGAACUAGUGAUGGGAACAAUAUCGCUAAUGGAAAUCAUAUUGCCAACGGGAAUUUAUCCAAUGGGAAUAAUAAUGCCAACGGGAAUAAUGUUACCAAUGGGAAUAUCAACGGUAACUUUAUAAGGUCCACAGAACUUCUAGUCGUGUAUUGUGACGCAGUGUCUAGAAUGGACUAUACUUUUUUGCAGAGUUUGAAAAUGUUAGUGGCGGAAUGGUCACGUGGCGGUCGCGUUUUCUGGUGUGACGCGAAUCCCUUAGUGAAAGAACAAUUGCUCAACGUUCUCCAGGACCCUCACUUCUGCGACGCCGAGCAGCUCAGGAUACUGUUGGCCGGUACUCUGUCGGAAGAUUCACAGGUAAACAUAAGCGAUACACAACUCUAGAAAACUGACAACGUCCAUUUAAAUAAUAAGAUAAUGCAACUUAUGUUGACGAACCAAAAAACUGCUAUAUUUCUUGUUGAGUACAACAAAAAUAGCAAUACCAAUUUCUAUCACUUAAUAAUAUGGAUUCAAAACUGAAGAAUCCAAAAAAUCACUAAGAAAUUAUAGUAUUUUAGUUUCAGAGUUUGUAAUUAGUGCAUGUAUGAUAUAUAUUAGUAUAGAUAUAGUAAUGUAGAUAUGUAUAUGAUAAAGUAUCAACUAUGAAAACUUAUUCGUGACGGCGAAAACCAACUUGCCGAAGCCGAAAUGAAGUCUUUGUAUAAAUGAAAGGUUGUGAUAUUACAAUUUUAGCUUUGAGUGAAUAAUUUUUAUUUAAUUCAUCAUUUAGAUGUGUACUGUGUAUAUUAUAUAUUAUGGAUAUUUAAUGGAAUCUGUACAGUGUUAUCUUGUUGAUGUUUAGUUUUUAAGUAAUAAAGCGUUUGGA